AUGACUUUCACAUGUACUGCCAAUGACUGUGGGCAUCGAUCAACACAUGAAUUCUCGAAGAGAUCAUAUGAACGAGGCAUCGUCUUGGUACAGUGUCCACAAUGCAAGAACAGACAUCUAAUCGCUGAUCACCUUGGAUGGUUCAAGGAAAGCACAGAAGACGGGAAGUUAAAGACUAUAGAAGAUCUUCUCAAAGCCAGAGGGGAAAAAGUGGUGCGAGGACGGUUAGGGCCUGAUGGAGAUAUUGAAAUAGAAGGGGAGUGA
Messenger RNA from Tremella mesenterica DSM 1558, 264 nucleotides. RefSeq lists its product as uncharacterized. Gene Ontology annotation, biological process: protein stabilization; protein folding; protein import into mitochondrial matrix. Gene Ontology annotation, molecular function: protein-folding chaperone binding; zinc ion binding. Gene Ontology annotation, cellular component: mitochondrion. The transcript is spliced from 3 exons. NCBI's taxonomy places the organism in Eukaryota, Fungi, Basidiomycota, Tremellomycetes, Tremellales, Tremellaceae. Bases 1 to 264 code for a protein of 87 amino acids. The record is from RefSeq and is a predicted model, not a curated record.